Glycine soja is the source of this 1222-nucleotide messenger RNA. RefSeq names its product alternative oxidase 3, mitochondrial. Gene Ontology annotation, molecular function: alternative oxidase activity. Lineage: Eukaryota; Viridiplantae; Streptophyta; Magnoliopsida; Fabales; Fabaceae. The transcript is spliced from 4 exons. The coding region runs from base 121 to 1101 and encodes 326 amino acids. Gene Ontology annotation, cellular component: mitochondrion. Gene Ontology annotation, biological process: alternative respiration. The record is from RefSeq and is a predicted model, not a curated record.
CCUCAACCACUUUCAGUCAUAGAUCAAGGUUUGAUAAAAUAUUGUACACAUAAAUCUAGCUCCAAUUCCUAAUCACCUGGUUAAUUUCUUCACAUAGAGCUAUCAAGAUCCAACGUUAACAUGAAGAAUGUUUUAGUAAGGUCAGCUGCGCGAGCUCUGCUUGGCGGCGGUGGGCGGAGCUACUACCGCCAGCUCUCAACGGCGGCGAUCGUGGAACAGAGACACCAGCACGGUGGCGGCGCGUUUGGAAGCUUCCACUUGCGGAGGAUGUCCACUCUUCCAGAGGUAAAGGAUCAGCAUUCAGAGGAGAAAAAGAACGAGGUCAACGACACCAGUAACGCCGUCGUUACGAGUUACUGGGGAAUCACAAGGCCCAAGGUUCGUAGGGAGGACGGGACAGAGUGGCCGUGGAACUGCUUCAUGCCAUGGGAUAGUUACCACUCUGAUCUGUCAAUAGACGUGACCAAGCAUCAUACACCAAAGUCAUUAACGGACAAGGUUGCUUUUAGGGCUGUCAAGUUUCUAAGGGUUCUCUCUGAUAUCUACUUCAAGGAACGGUAUGGGUGCCAUGCUAUGAUGCUGGAAACAAUAGCAGCAGUUCCAGGAAUGGUGGGAGGGAUGCUGCUGCACUUAAAGUCUCUGAGGAAGUUCCAGCACAGUGGUGGAUGGAUCAAGGCACUGCUCGAGGAAGCGGAGAAUGAGAGGAUGCACCUGAUGACCAUGGUGGAGCUUGUGAAGCCCAGCUGGCACGAGAGGCUGUUGAUUUUCACCGCGCAGGGUGUUUUCUUCAACGCCUUCUUCGUGUUCUACCUCCUCUCGCCAAAGGCGGCACAUAGAUUUGUUGGUUACUUGGAGGAAGAAGCUGUGAUUUCAUACACUCAGCAUUUGAAUGCCAUUGAGAGUGGUAAAGUUGAAAAUGUCCCUGCCCCUGCCAUUGCUAUUGACUACUGGAGGCUUCCCAAGGAUGCAACUCUCAAGGAUGUUGUCACUGUGAUUCGCGCUGAUGAGGCUCAUCACAGGGAUGUUAACCACUUUGCUUCUGAUAUUCAUCAUCAAGGGAAGGAAUUAAAAGAGGCUCCAGCUCCUAUUGGUUAUCACUGAGUCAUUGUUGUAAAUUUUUUAACAAAACGAUAUCUAGCCUUUGCUGUCUCGAGACUUUCUAGCUAUUUUUACCAUCUGGUUCAAUAAAAUUUAUUUUCAGCGAGCACUUUAAAACCAGAAA